Messenger RNA from Penicillium expansum, 2166 nucleotides. RefSeq names its product putative arsenite efflux transporter ArsB-like. Gene Ontology annotation, cellular component: membrane. Bases 1 to 2166 code for a protein of 721 amino acids. Gene Ontology annotation, biological process: transmembrane transport. The transcript has 3 exons. The record is from RefSeq and is a predicted model, not a curated record. Lineage: Eukaryota; Fungi; Ascomycota; Eurotiomycetes; Eurotiales; Aspergillaceae.
AUGGACGACGAACUAGAUACCUCGAAAAUCAAAAGCUGGCGAUCAAUCAUUACCCUAAUAAUUUUUGUUAUUACUAAUAUCAUUGUCCUUUUCCCAUUUCAUAUCCCUCUAUACUUGCCUCGAUGGAUCACCAACGGGCUUCUGAACCUAUUGAGUGCCAUGCGCAUAAUACCUCACCGGACGCACCCUCGACGCGAUGACAAGCAACCCGUUUUAGUGAAAUUUAGCUUUCCAUUGAACUUUAUCACGGCGCCGUUGAUAGCGGACCUUUUCCUUCUCGCUAUUUUGGCUAUUGGCCGAAAAGAGGUACAUGAUGGAAUAGUGGGAGCAGACAACAUUAACCCCAUUGAUAUCAUGGUCUUCUUCCUCACACUCGCCUACAUUGCCAUCUCAAUCGAUGCCUCUGGCCUCAUCAGAUACCUGGCCUUCAAGGUCCUCCAAAAGGCAGGCAAGGUCGGUCACCGACUAUUCUUUUACCUGUUUGUCUUCUUUUUCGGCCUCGGUAGCUUCAUCGGAAACGACCCGAUCAUUCUAUCCGGUACAGCGUUCCUGGCGUACAUGACCCGUGUAUCAAGCAAUAUCGUUCACCCCAGAGCCUGGAUCCACAGCCAGUUUGCCAUAGCCAACAUCGCCUCCGCGAUUCUUGUCUCCUCAAACCCCACCAACCUGGUCCUCGCUGGCGCCUUCCAGAUCAAGUUCAUUGUCUACACAGCCAACAUGAUCGUUCCCGUAGUUGUGACGGCAAUCGUCCUUUUCCCAUUCCUGCUAUAUAUCAUUUUUGCCGACGAAUCUCUUAUUCCUCUCUCCAUCACAAUGCAUGAGCUGUCUGAGGCCCAAAAGAAAAAACCACCCGUGAACCCCAACAUCCCUCAUGCCAGAGGAAGCGCCGAAGAGAAAGAGGAAGCUGAUGAUAAGGAGGGAAAGCAACUUUCACUAGAAGAGAUAAUGAACCCAUUCUUAGACAAAAAGGGUGCAUCUUUCGGGGGGCUCAUCAUGGCUGCCACGCUUAUCACCCUCCUAGCAAUCAAUGCGUCGGGCAAAGAGCAUCCCGUUUUCUGGGUCACAUUGCCCGCUGCUUUCGUCAUGUUCUGCUGGGAUCUCGCAUUUGGUUGGCUCCAUCGCCACGACACCCGUGAGAUUGCUGCGAAGGGUCGACAGGAUAUUGAGGAUGCACAGGCAGAGCGAGAAAUGCGCAAGCGAGAGGAGCAGCGAGCACUACCAGAAAAGAUAGACCCAGAGACUUUAGGGCCGGAGCAGUCGGAGAAAUACGAUGCCACAAGCCUGCGCCACCGCAGUGAGCACACCGAGGACGGCAUAUCACUUGAGAGCUCCAAUAGUGAUACCGCAUCAAAGAAUCCCUAUUCAGAAUGUGGCACUCCAUUGUCAGUCUCUGCCCUCGCCGACAAGGAAAAGUUCCCCGAACUUCAGCCAACAGGCGGUGUUGCGAUUGACAGCAAAAAGUUAGCUCGUGCAAGUACUCCUGAGGCACUAGACUCGAGACAAACAACCGACACGACGAUAGAUGAGGAGAAGCGGGGAUAUCCGUACCAUCAGGACAACGGCCCACGCACGUUAGUCUCGCUCGCUGGUGAUAUUUAUCACUGGUCACAAGAGACAUUCCCUACAGUGACGGUUGUGGUAUCCCACAUGCCUUUUGCACUAGUACCCUUCGCUUUUACCAUGUUUAUCCUAGUGCAGGCGCUUGUCACGAAGGGCUGGGUGCCGGUAUUCGCGUACGGAUGGGACCACUGGGUAGAAAAGACCGGAACAGUAGGCAGUAUCGGUGGAAUGGGGUUCCUAUCUGUGAUUCUGUGUAAUUUUGCUGGCACAAACAUCGGCACCACGAUUCUCCUCUCGCGCGUUAUCCAAGCAUGGCAAAAGAUCCAUGAAGUCAGCGGAGUUCCAAUCAGCGAUCGCACAUGGUGGGCCACUAUCUACAGCAUGGCACUCGGAGUCAACUAUGGCGCAUUCAGCACUGCGUUUAGUGCUUCGCUGGCUGGCCUGCUGUGGCGGGAUAUCUUGGCGAGAAAGCAUAUCCGUGUCGGCAGUCUAGAAUUUGCCCGUGUCAACCUUCCUAUCAUUGCUAUCUCCAUGGCUGUUGGAUGUGCAGUUCUCGCUGGAGAAGUGUAUAUUGUCAGAAGUGACAAACCCCACGUAUUGGCUUGA